Messenger RNA from Orcinus orca (killer whale), 1573 nucleotides. RefSeq names its product non-homologous end joining factor 1 (gene NHEJ1). Gene Ontology annotation, cellular component: nucleus; DNA ligase IV complex. The transcript has 8 exons. Bases 232 to 1131 code for a protein of 299 amino acids. Gene Ontology annotation, molecular function: DNA end binding. Lineage: Eukaryota; Metazoa; Chordata; Mammalia; Artiodactyla; Delphinidae. Gene Ontology annotation, biological process: double-strand break repair via nonhomologous end joining. The record is from RefSeq and is a predicted model, not a curated record.
CGCCCCAGUGUCCCAAGACCCCGCCUCCCCGUGGUUGGGGGGAAAUGCCCCUACUCUAGGCCUAUUCGGGUUGCGCGGGCGGGCCAGCUUGCCGCGGGGAGAGUGAGAGCUCUCGAGGCCGCUCACGGGAGGAUUUUCACAAGAUGUAUUUGAUAGAGAACUCUCUGAGUGGUGUCCCCCCAGGCCUACAGCACCCUGGGGGCACUUUGCUAAAUUAAGACUCUCCUGCAGAUGGAGGAACUGGAGCAAGGCCUGCUGAUGCAGCCGUGGGCAUGGCUACAGCUUGCCGAGAAUUCCCUCUUGGCCAAGGCUUAUAUCACCAAGCAGGGCUAUGCCUUGCUGGUUUCAGAUCUUCAACAGGUGUGGCAUGAACAGGUGGACACUAGUGUGAUCAGCCAGCGAGCCAAGGAGCUGAACAAGCGCCUCACUGCUCCUCCUGCGGCUUUUCUUUGUCAUUUGGAUGAUCUGCUUUGCCCACUGUUGAAGGACACUGCUUGCCCUGGCAAAGCUACAUUCUCCUGUGAUCGUGUGGCAGAGGCGCUGAUACUCCGGGUGCGGAGUGAGCUCUCUGGUCUCCCAUUCUAUUGGAAUUUCCACUGCAUCCUAGCUAGCCCUUCGCUGGUCUCCCAACAUUUGAUUCGUCCUCUGAUGGGCAUGAGUCUGGCACUGCAGUGCCAGGUGAGGGACCUAGCAACAUUGCUUCGUAUGAAAGAUCUGGAGAUCCAGGACUACCAGGAGAGUGGGGCUACGCUGAGCCGAGAUCGGUUGAAGACAGAGCCAUUUGAAGAGAAUUCCUUCUUGGGACAGUUUAUGGUAGAGAAACUACCAGAGGCAUGCAGUGUUGGUGACGGAAAACGCUUUGUCACAAAUCUACAGAGUCUGUAUAUGGCAGUCACCAGACAAGAGAUCCAAGUGGGACAGAAGCUUCGAGGCACUGAAGAUCCCCAGACCUCAAGCAGUGCCUCCUCACAAGGAACUGAUAGCCAACUUCUGAAUCAGCCAGAAGAGCCGGACUCCUCAGCACCGUCCCUCCCAGUGCCUGAAAAAGAGCCCACAGUUACUUCAGGCCCUACGCAGAGACCUCAGCUGUUGAAGGUCAAGAGGAAGAAGCUAAGGGGGCUCUUCAGUUAACCUGUCACUGUCUCAACUGCUGAGGAUGGACUCAGAGAGUAGUUUCCUAGUGUCACCUUGAAAGGAGGUCCUGUGACAGCAGCAUCUCUGACACAGAGUUACACAGUCAGGGACUCCACUGUAAGGGCAAGAUAACUGAAGUUCAUGUUGACAGGCAUGGAUACUAUCAACUGAGGGAAUCCUGACUCCAACCCAUCGGGCACUGGCCUUCCCUGUCCGAGUGGAAGCCAAUCUCUGGGAAUCCCAUACCCUCCUUUCUUUUGGUGAAGGCUCUCUAGACCCAGGAUCUACCAUGGACUUUAGGUAUAUGGGGCAGGUCUGCAGAAAGGCACAGCAUGCUUAGGAAGCCUUGUCUACCUUUCUUAAGAGUCCCUAGCCAGUCCCAGGUGUUCCACAGAGACCCUCUCCUCUCUUUAGCAUGGAAUAAAAAGCACUCACACUC